AUGGGCUUGAAGCAGCUCUGGCUUUUCCUCUUUGUGUUACUGUACUUUGUCAGUGAAAUCGCAACGAAAUUUGAGUUUACGAACCUCAAAUGCAGUUGCCCGAUUAAGGAAUUCUGUACCGUCGAUUACUGCUAUCUUAAGUCGGUGAAUCGUACCUACAAAUAUGCGUCCAUAAGAAUUAACGUUUUCGCUACCGUUACGAAUGUGGAGGUAAAUGGUGAAACGUUCAAGCGGAUGAAUGGAUACAAGCCGUUCCUCUACAAUGUGACAGUCGAUGGCUGUAGAUUUAUGGAAAAUCGUAAUCGUAAUCCCGUUGCCAAUUACCUGUUUGGCUUUCUGGGGAAGUACCACAAUAUAAACCACACAUGUCCCUACUCUCACGACAUUAUUAUCGACAAGUUGUCUAUUGGCCAUGUGAAUGAUCAUAUGAUGGAGUUCCUGCCGUUUGCCAUAGGCUCCUAUCUUUUGCAGGCCAGUUUCAGUAUUGAUGGCAUCCGUCGACUUGUCCUUCAGUUCUAUGGAACCGUUUCCUAA
This is a messenger RNA of Drosophila persimilis, 534 nucleotides long. RefSeq lists its product as uncharacterized. Bases 1 to 534 code for a protein of 177 amino acids. The transcript has 4 exons. The record is from RefSeq and is a predicted model, not a curated record. Lineage: Eukaryota; Metazoa; Arthropoda; Insecta; Diptera; Drosophilidae.